GGUAGAGGCAGGGGCUGCAGGGGAAGCUCAGGUAGAGGCAGGGGCUGCAGGGGAAGCUCAGGUAGAGGCAGGGGCUGCAAUACAGACAAUGGAACAGUACCUGGACAGUUCCGGUUCUCUGGCCCCCCUCCAGAGCUUAGAUGGAGGAAGGCACCGUUUCUCAUCUCCAGGGCUGCAGAAGUUUCGAGGAGUUCUUAGAGACAGGAAAGCAAAAGUCCUGUAAUGCAGAGCUGGCCGGUGAAUUGAGAAGUGCGCAUGUUUGCUUUGGUUAGAAAGGCCUAGUUUUUGCUCUGUAUCUGAUCAAUGCUUUUGUUAAGUUUGCUGAAGUUUAAAAUACAUUAUUGUUGGGUCAGUGCCAGAUUCAGACUGGGCCAAAUGAAUGAAGCCUUUGUCCCAGGGCACAGAUUCCUUUCCAUUUGAACUCAGCAAGUUAUAUUGCAGGUUUCCAUGGCGCUGUAUUAACUAUAAUUGAGGCUUGUGCUGUUGUUAAAAACCUUUCCAGUGGUGAUGUGUUAAUGAUUCACAGUAUCUACCUGACUGAUUGUGUGUGUGUGUGUUGAAGUGGGAUUAUAAAGCACUGCAGUAAUUGUACAGCUACCUGACUGCACUCACUGGUGGGAGCGACAUCGUGUGAGACGCUCAUCGUUUAAAAGUGCAGAGCAGUUAGAAGCAGUUUGAAAGCAGAUUGACAGCUGCAGAAACUAGAGUGAAACUUACAAAAAAGAAUAAUAAUAAUAACAUGGCCUUCAAGCCAGUAACUGUGACACCUGCAUGAUGUGGGAAAUCUGAGAAAACCCAGCAGAGCUCAACCAAGUGUGUGUAAAGUGCUGCACGAUCCAGGACUUGCUUCAGCAAGUAAGUAUGCUAGAAAUGGAGCUGGAGGAAAUGAGACAGCAACAGGAGCUUGAGGAGCUGACACACCCACAAUUCAUGGAAGUCUGCACCCCUAGCAGACUGAAAGACACCAGGGAGAUGGAAGAGAGUUGAAACAGCUGGGUUCAGAUAGGCAGAAGCAGAGAAAAAAAGAAACUUCAUCAAACACAACCACCAGAAAUCCAGACAGCCAACACAUUUGAGCCACUUCAACAUUUAGAUGACCAAAACCAACAUCAAGGGAAUGAAAGAAACAACAUCCAGGACCCUAUAAACAGUGCUGGCCAGGCAGCAAAAAGAAGGGAGGUCAUGAUUGUUGGGAACUCCAUACGAGAAACACAGCAAGUUCAGUUCGCAGUUUGGACCCCCUUACUACAACAGUGUGCUGCCUUCCAGGAGCCUCAGUCAAGCACAUCACUGAGAAUGUGGACAGGCUCCUUGAACGAACAGGAGACAACCCGGUAGUAGUCGUCCACAUCGGUACAAACAACAUUGGAAGUGACAGGCCAAGAUCCCUGCAAAACAAAUUCAGAGAGCUAGGAAGGAAAUUAAAAGACAAGAUCAAAACUGUGGUAUUUUCUGGGAUACUGCCGGCACCUUGCAAAGGACCAUAUGGACAGCUGGAAAUACAAAAUCAAAAUGCAUGGCUGAAAUCGUGGUGCACACAGGAAGGCUUCACCUUUCUUGAACAUUGGAGCACUUUCUACAACAAGGACUAUCUAUACAGGUGGGACGGACUGCACUUAAACAGAAAGGGAACCAAUCACCUCGGAGAAAGGAUCCUUCAGGCGGUACAGAAGCAUUUAAACUAGAAAGGAAGGGGGGAGAAAACAAAAAAACAGAAGGGAGACCACAUCAAAACAAGGGCAACAACUCAGUCAGGUGCGUGCUGAGAUGACUCGGGAGGAUGGAUCGCGGGAGGAGUUCUCUUAUGACAGGAUGCCGACGCUGGAGCGUGGAAGCCGGCAGGAGAACAGCAGCUACUCUGUGGAGGUGAAGGCCAGCGACCUGCAGCUCGCAGACAGAUUCCCCUCCUGCUUGAGCUACCGAGCCUGGCUCUUCAGCAUCCUCAUCGGGAGCAGUGUCCUGAUCACGGCUGGCUUCUCUCUCUACCUGGGGAACGUGUUUCCAGCUGCCAUGGAUUACCUCCGCUGUGCCGCAGGUUCAAGCAUUCCUGUUGCUGUGGUGAGCUUCGCGAUCGCGAGGAAUGGGAGGACUGUGGUCUCCGAUUACCAGGUCAUGUUUGUGUCGGCGUUCGCUGUCACGACAACCUGCCUGGUGUGGUUCGGCUGCAAACUGGUGCUGAACCCAACAGCCAUCAAUAUCAAUUUCAACCUGAUCUUAUUGAUCCUGCUGGAGAUCCUGAUGGCGAGCACCGUGAUCCUCUCUGCCCGCUCCUCUGAGGAGUGCUGCAUCCGCAGGAAGCCUCACGCCUGUGACUCUGGCUUCUUGAACCCCAUCAUCUUCCCCACGCGCAUCCUCAAGUCCUACUCUGUGAUUGAAUUGAUAGUGGGGAUCUCAGCUGUGUUUGGUGGGAUCAUCGCCCUCAAUACGGAUGUUCUGGUCCCGGGACCCUACCUGUCUGCCACCUUCUUCUGGAUACUAGUGGCUUGUUUCCCGAGUGCCAUUGCCAGCCAUGUAGCAGCAGAGUAUCCCAACAAGUGUCUGGUGGAGGUACUGAUUGCUAUCGGCAGUGUCACCUCCCCGCUGCUCUUCUCUGCCUCGGGGUACCUGUCCGUCAGCAUCAUGAGCUUCAUUAACAUCUUCCACCACGAGCUGCCUGCUGCCAAGCAAUCCUACGACGUGCUGCUGCUAAUCCUGAUGGUGCUGCUGCUGAUCCAGGCGUUCCUCACUUUGGCGACUGUGAUCCACUGUGUCGCCUACAAGACUGAGCUCCGCCUGGCCCAACCCAGCUGGAGCAGCGGCCCCUUCAUACAGCACGAGCCCCAGCCCACAGAGGUUCCCAAUGGCACCAUGAAGGACUUCGACAAGGACAAGGCGUGGAAGGCAGUGGUGGUGCAGAUGGCACAAUGAAGAGGGAGGGGGAGUCUGACUGGCUCUCAGAUUAGCCUCUCUUUCUGUGAAGUCCAGCCAACCCAGAGCAGCUGAAUGGUCCUGAACUCAACGUGGGUUUUACCCUGAACAGAUUGUAGCGUUAUAUAAAUAUUACUCACAUGAUAUUUAGCUGCUCAAGCAGCCCCCCCUGCUUCUAACAACACAGGGGAGGUUUCACUAACAUCAGUGUCUGAACCUGCAAUGUUGUAACAACCAGCUAACCGUAUGCAGUCCUUAGCUUGGAGAUGUAAUAUAGUGAAAUACAGAACUCCUUAUUUUUAUAUUCAGUAGGUAUCUAUUUAACUGUGCUUAUUUCUGUGCUUAUAAAACAGCAUUGUUUUGUCUAUGGUACAAGCUGUUGCUGUUCCAAUAAAGCCAUGUGUGUCUCUUU
Acipenser ruthenus (sterlet) is the source of this 3319-nucleotide messenger RNA. Its product is annotated as membrane protein MLC1-like. The transcript has 12 exons. Gene Ontology annotation, cellular component: endoplasmic reticulum; plasma membrane; cytoplasmic vesicle. The record is from RefSeq and is a predicted model, not a curated record. Gene Ontology annotation, biological process: regulation of response to osmotic stress. Lineage: Eukaryota; Metazoa; Chordata; Actinopteri; Acipenseriformes; Acipenseridae. Bases 1768 to 2907 code for a protein of 379 amino acids.